AUUCCUCUCUCUUCCCACUCUCAGACUCCCCCAACUUUAACUUUUCACCGCCAUCCACACUAAAAAUAUUAUACUCGAUGUCCGACCAAAAGCAAAGUUGACAAAAUACCUAGUUCGAGAAAACUGUUGUGGAACUUUGCUAUUUAGAGAAGCCUCAUUAUCUUGAAGAAGCUAUAAAUAAUUCAUUUUAGAUAGCAAAAUCUUGCGAAAUUAAUGGCUGAUCAAGAAGUAAUUUCAAAUGGUAAUUUUCUACAAGACCCAGUUGUUGGAUCUAAUGACACGCUGCCUCCUAAGAAGAAGAGAAACCUCCCAGGCAAUCCAGAUCCAGAAGCAGAGGUCAUAGCUUUAUCACCAAAAACCCUAAUGGCAACCAACAGAUUUUUAUGUGAAAUAUGUGGGAAAGGGUUUCAAAGGGAUCAAAAUCUUCAACUCCACCGCAGAGGUCAUAACCUACCAUGGAAGCUGAAGCAAAGAACUAGCAAAGAGCCGCGAAAGCGCGUUUAUGUUUGCCCUGAAAAGACAUGUGUUCAUAAUCAUCCUUCAAGAGCUCUCGGCGAUCUCACCGGGAUUAAGAAGCACUUUUGCAGAAAGCAUGGUGAGAAAAAGUGGAAGUGUGAGAAAUGCAACAAGAAGUAUGCUGUUCAGUCAGAUUGGAAGGCUCAUUCCAAAACAUGUGGAACUAGGGAAUACAAGUGUGAUUGUGGAACUAUAUUCUCAAGGCGUGAUAGCUUCAUAACCCAUAGGGCAUUUUGUGACGCCUUAGCAGAAGAAACAGCAAGAAUGAACGCAGCAAGUGCGCAAUUCAAUAUUAGUGCCGCCGCAACAAACAACCUCAACUAUCAUCAUAUUAUGGGGUCUAAUCUUGGACCUGCAGUCGCCAUGGCACAACAUUUUUCCUCCAUAUUUAGGCCACCAACUAAAGAUGAAACCCUUGACCACCCUCAACAACAAAGGGGAGGAAUAUUUCCUUUAUGGUUAGGCACCCAAUUAACUCAACCUGGAGUGUAUCACGACACAAUGCAAAACUCUCCUAAUGUUUCCAUCCAAUCCCAUGACAUACAGCAUCAACUUAGCUCCACCAUCAACUCAAUAAAUUCCCAUAAUAGCCCUCUUAUGGUCCCAAGCUCGAAUCCUCAUACCGACGAUAAUUACAAUAACUUGAAUUGGGUUUUUGGAAGUAAAAUCGCUAAUAAUAAUCCCUUAAACAACCACAAUAAUGGUGAAGAAUUAGGUGUACUAACGAAUAAUAUUGCUUCAACUACCACUACUACUACUACACCACUACCUUCUUUGUAUAGCACCCAACACCAUCCUCAAACAGCCUCUAGUAAUUGUUCUCACUUUAUGUCAGCCACAGCCUUACUACAAAAAGCUGCUCAAAUGGGUUCUACUUCUACCAAUAGAAAUGAUGCAUUUUUCCUAGGAAACUUUGGGUUAGUUAUGAAAGAAGAUAAUGAUAAUAUUGAUCGUAAUAAUACUAGCAACUACAAUGGUGGUUCAAUAUUUGGUACUUCAAACUCAACAACCACCAAUGUCGGAAGUGAUGUCGAGGGUUCGGUUGAUGAUCUCUCUACCAUGACAACAAUGUACAAUGUUAACCCCGCCAAGCGUCAGAGGAUGAGCUCUCCAAGUACUCAAGCAGGUGUUGGUGGCGGCAGAGGCCAAACUCGAGAUUUCCUCGGCGUUGGUUCACAACCCGUAUGCCGGCCGUCGUCCAUUAACGGUUGGAUUUGAAUCCUGAGAGAUGGUUGAGGAGGACAAUUAUGUUUAAAGUUUCUUUAGGGUGAAGAAAGGAAGAGAAAAGGAAAAAGAUAUUUUGUAAAGAUUUACGGAAAUUUUGAAGCGAAGAAAAAGAAUGUGGUAUUAUGAAUGCUUAAAUUAGUUAAUUAGGGAGCAUGAAAAGUUUGCUGGAUAAUUGUUGGAAAAAUAGAGCUUAAAGGUAAGAACCAUGCAUAUUCUCUUGAACCCUCAAAGCUGCACUCAAUAAGAAAUUGAUGGCUUUUUAAUACUUAAAUCUUUAAUUUUUUGUAAGCUGUUGAUAAUGGUUUAGUGGUGGGGGCAAAAGCAAUUAUUCUCCCUUUACAUCUCCAUUAUUAUAAGAAAUGUUUCAAUACUCUCUA
Molecule: messenger RNA, 2120 nt
Organism: Beta vulgaris subsp. vulgaris (sugar beet)
Lineage: Eukaryota; Viridiplantae; Streptophyta; Magnoliopsida; Caryophyllales; Amaranthaceae
Product: zinc finger protein MAGPIE
Exons: 4
Coding region: 214-1734 (506 amino acids)
Cellular component (GO): nucleus
Molecular function (GO): DNA-binding transcription factor activity
Source: RefSeq, a predicted model, not a curated record